Aegilops tauschii subsp. strangulata is the source of this 635-nucleotide messenger RNA. RefSeq names its product hydrophobic protein LTI6B. The record is from RefSeq and is a predicted model, not a curated record. NCBI's taxonomy places the organism in Eukaryota, Viridiplantae, Streptophyta, Magnoliopsida, Poales, Poaceae. Gene Ontology annotation, cellular component: membrane.
ACGCGUCGCCCCGAUAUUUCCUCCCUCCCUGCCUUCGCCUCCAUCUCACCUCACCCUCGCCGCCGUCCACCCUUGACUUCUCUUUCCCCGUCUAUAUAACGAGAGCCCGGCGGAUACGUGUUUCACCGCCCCUUCCUUCCCAUCCUGCUCUGCUCAGCGCCUCUACUGCUUCCCCUCCGUCCACCGAUCGAGUGAAAAAGCUCUCCGUUCGCCGGAAGAUCCACGACCAUGGCGGGCACGGCCAACUGCAUCGACAUCAUCCUCGCCAUCAUCCUCCCGCCCCUCGGCGUCUUCCUCAAGUUCGGAUGCGGGCACGAGUUCUGGAUCUGCCUCUUGCUGACCUUCCUCGGGUACAUCCCGGGUAUCAUCUACGCCAUCUACGCCAUCACCAAGUAAACUAGCAAGCCGUCCCGAGUGUUCCGCGACACAAUAUUUUCAGGAUGAUUUGAUCUGUCUAGUCCCUCCUUGCCUGUGUGGGUUCUUUUAAUUCUUUUCCGUGUGCGUUGAUGAUGCGAAUUCCUCUGUGGUUUCCAUGGACCAUGUGAAGAGCAUCAGCUUCUGUAUGUAUAUGUACUAGUAUGAUAUAUGGGAGUUUAUAUAUGCUUCCCGAGUGGGAAUACUUCUUGUUAAAGUUA